Messenger RNA from Cylicocyclus nassatus, 528 nucleotides. The record is from the annotation of a GenBank genome assembly. NCBI's taxonomy places the organism in Eukaryota, Metazoa, Nematoda, Chromadorea, Rhabditida, Strongylidae.
AUGCCAGCACCAGCUCCGGCACCAGCUCCACAGCCCGUAAUCGCACCCAUCGUAGUUCCUGUUUGUUGUCCUUGUCCUGCACAAGGUGGUGUAAUGGCACAGCCUGUAGCUCAACAACCGAUGGUCCAACAGCCAAUGAUCCAACAGCCUGUAAUGCAGCAACCAAUGCUGCAACAAGCGGGGAUCGAUGAAAACAUGAUACAGCAAGUGGUUGGCCAAGCGAUGCAGUCGAUGCAGCAGCAGCCUAUGGUCAAUGGUAUGAAUGGUAUGGUCAAUGGCAUGAAUGGAAUGAUGCAACAGAAUGGAAUGCAACAGCCGAUUGUGCAACAGUCUGUGGUGCAACAACCAAUGCCACAGCAAGGCGUAGUCGCCGGCCAGGAGAUAUACAAUGUGCACUUGAUACCAGAGCCAAUUAUUGAGCAACCUCCGGAGUCUACAGGUCCAAAUGUGCAGGUGCACAAUCUUGGUGCAGGUGGACCCGUUGGUAAUGGUAAUGCUGGAUGUGCUGCUUGCAACGGGAGGUGGUGA